AAAAAAAAUGCGUGGAACCCGAGCAGCAGUACAAAAUUGUUUUCCGAGUCUUCUUGUUGCUCAACACUCUAAUGGCGUCAGUUUUUUCGCUCUCUCGCUCCGUUCACCCAAUCCUCAAACACCCGACUCGGUUCCUGACUCAGUCUCCCCAUUUUGCCCUCAAUCGUCCUCUUAAAUCUCGUCCCUGUCCCGUCUGGUCCGCUUCUUUCUCCUUCUGCCUCUCUUCUUCUUCGUCCUCCUCCUUCUCUACCUCUUCUCUCCCCGUCUUGUCCCUCUCCCAUUCCCCUCGCCGCUACUCUUCCUUUACUCCCCUUCCUUCCCCGCCAUCUGCCAUGGCCGCCGCCGUCGCUGCUGCCGCGGAUGUUGAGAACCCUCUUUUGAAGGACUUCGAGUUCCCUCCGUUUGAUUCCGUCGAGGCCGACCAUGUCCGUCCUGGGGUUCGCGCUCUGCUCAAGCAGCUCGAGGAUGAUCUGGAGGAACUGGAGAGGACCGUGGAGCCGACUUGGUCGAAGCUGGUGGAACCGUUGGAGAAGAUUGUCGAUAAAUUGACCGUUGUUUGGGGCAUGGUUAAUCACCUGAAGGCGGUCAAGGAUACCGCUGAGCUCCGGGCUGCUAUCGAGGAAGUUCAGCCCGACAAAGUCAAGUUUCAGCUCAGGUUGGGACAGAGUAAACCCAUUUAUAAUGCUUUUAAGGCCAUUCAGGAAUCUCCCGAGUGGCAGCAUCUCAGUGAUGCUCGGAAGCGGAUAGUUGAGGGCCAAAUAAAGGAGGCGGUCCUCAGUGGUGUUGCUCUAGAGGACGAGAAAAGAGAAGAGUUCAAUAAAGUUGAGCAGGAACUGGAGAGAUUGUCUCAAAAGUUCGACGAGAAUGUGCUGGAUGCCACAAAGAAGUUUGAAAGACUUGUCACGGAUAAGAAAGAGAUUGAAGGAUUGCCUGCUACUGCACUUGGGUUGGCUGCGCAGACGGCUGUAUCCAAGGGUCACCCUGGGGCAACUUGUGAGGAUGGACCAUGGAUAAUUACAUUGGAUGGCCCUAGUUUUGUGUCUGUCAUGCAACAUGCUCGAAACCGUGGUUUGCGAGAAGAAGUUUAUCGUGCCUAUGUUACUCGUGCUUCAAGUGGAGAUCUGGAUAAUACACCAAUCAUUGAUCAAAUAUUAAAGCUUAGGCUGGAAAAGGCUAAGCUGCUUAACUAUAAUAAUUAUGCUGAGGUAAGCAUGGCAACCAAAAUGGCUACAGUUGAGAAAGCUCAAGAGCUUAUGGAAAAGCUGCGAUCGGCUUCUUGGGAUGCAGCUGUUAAAGACUUGGAAGAGCUUAAAUAUUUUGCCAAAAGCCAAGGUGCUGCAGAAGCAGAUGACUUGAGACACUGGGACAUCAGCUUUUGGGCAGAGAGGCUACGCGAGGCAAAAUAUGAUAUCAACGAGGAGGAGCUGCGGCCUUAUUUCUCAUUACCGAAGGUUAUGGAUGGUCUUUUCAAUCUUGCGAAAAAGCUCUUUGACAUAAAUAUUGAAGCAGCUGAUGGCCUCGCUCCUGUUUGGAAUACAGAUGUUCGGUUCUAUUGCAUCAAGGAUUCCUCAGGCUCGCCAACUGCAUACUUCUAUUUUGAUCCUUAUUCCCGUCCAUCUGAGAAAAGGGGAGGUGCAUGGAUGGAUGAGGUCGUUGGAAGAAGUCGUGUUCUGUCACGCAAUGGUACUAGUCCAAGGUUACCAGUAGCGCAUAUGGUAUGCAAUCAAACACCACCAGUUGGUGACAAACCAAGUCUUAUGACAUUCAGUGAGGUUGAAACUGUCUUCCAUGAGUUUGGCCAUGCUCUUCAACACAUGCUUACCAAGGUGGAUGAGGGCCUUGUUGCUGGAAUCAGGGGAAUAGAGUGGGAUGCUGUGGAAUUGCCUUCUCAAUUUAUGGAAAAUUGGUGCUAUCACAGAGAAACCUUGAUGGGCAUUGCGAAACACUACGAAACUGGCGAGAACCUACCAGAAGAGGUGUUCUUGAAGCUUGUGGCUGCACGAACAUAUCGGGCGGGUACCCUUAGUCUACGUCAGUUAAAAUUUGCAACAACAGAUUUGGAAUUGCACUUAAAUUAUGUGCCAGGAGGUCCGGAAUCUGUCUAUGAUGUGGAUCAGAGAGUCUCAAAGCGUACACAAAUUAUCCCACCUUUGCCAGAAGAUAGAUUCCUUUGUGGUUUCAGUCAUAUUUUUGCAGGCUAUUCCCCCUGCUCGUUUAUUGAUGUGAAGCUUUUGUUGGCCGCAGGUGGAUAUGCUGCGGGAUAUUACAGUUAUAAGUGGGCCGAGGUAUUAUCUGCAGAUGCUUUUUCAGCUUUUGAAGAUGCUGGAUUGGAUGACAACAAGGCUGUUCAAGAGACGGGACACAAAUUCCGGGAAACUGUUCUCGCUCUUGGUGGUGGCAAAGCGCCGUUGGAGGUGUUUGUGGAGUUCCGAGGGCGUGAACCUUCUCCGGAGGCGCUACUACGCCACAAUGGUCUGUUGGCAGCAGCUGCCUCUGCAUGAAGUGCUUCGCUUUCAUCCAAGUUGGUACUUGUGUCUACGUAAAUCGGUGGGGAGUUGGACCAGCAAAACAGGCUAUGUUUAAUUGAUGAGUACCUCUAACCUCUUUUUCAUAGAUGGGACAUUGUCCCGCUCCAGGAGGCCCUCUCUUUUCUGGAAAUGCUUCUGUUUUGAGUUUGGUAUGUUCUGUAGGAUUUCGACACGAAAACCCGGGGCAUGGAAUAACAUUAGUUUUAUAUUUUAUCUCUUGUGAGACGGUGGCAAAUUUACUGAUCAAAUGAAGACUACUCAUAUCGUAUUCAAAACAAGGUUCUUUAAUGGAUUUAUUACUCAAAACAGUCAA
Linum tenue is the source of this 2841-nucleotide messenger RNA. The record is from the annotation of a GenBank genome assembly. NCBI's taxonomy places the organism in Eukaryota, Viridiplantae, Streptophyta, Magnoliopsida, Malpighiales, Linaceae.